UUGAAGUCAAUUGCAGUAUUGUGUAACAUAUCUACAGAGAGUGUUAGCAAAGCUAAUUAAAACUUGUCUGAAAUCUGUUAAAGCAAAGCUGAAGACAAUGGCUAUAAACAGCAAUUUAGUGUUAUCAAUUACCAUUCUAUCAUUGGUGGUAAUGUAUGGAGGGCCAGUGUGGGCCCAAGAUGUUGACACGCUUCCGGACACCAAACAAUCACUGGCAUGCCAAUAUACUUCGCUGAACAUAACAUGUGAACCAGGAUAUUACAUCGAUGUGGUAAAUGCAAUCUAUGGUCGCCUAUCGAAAACCAUUUGCAAAACUAAUGAAUUGCUUAGCACCGCUUGUGCAGCGAAAGGAAGUAUUGAGAUUGUGAAGACUAAGUGCAAUAAGCAGCAAAGUUGUAAUGUUGCGGCUAGCAACGAUGUUUUCGGCAAUCCAUGUUCGGGAACAGUCAAAUAUCUGGAUGUGAGGUAUCAGUGCAUUCCAAAUCCGACACCCAAAGAAUCAAUAGUUUGCGAAGGAUCGAAUUUGGACGUAAAAUGUGGUGACGGAGAAUCAGUCUCUGUUCGGCGUGCAAAUUAUGGCGAACAAGUAUCAAAAACUUGCAAGAACGGAGCUCUGAUUGAUAGGAAAGACUGUUUCAGUGAGAAUAGCACGAAAACUGCUAUCGAUCUGUGUUUAACGAAACAAAGUUGCAGUAUACCAGUCACCAACCAAGUAUUUCAAGAUCCAUGCGAUGGAGCAUCUUCGAAGUACUUAGACAUACAGUACGAAUGCGUUAAAUCUCAAAAGCGUCUGAUAGCCUGCCAAUAUUCUGAUUUGACUCUUAAAUGCGAUGCAGGACUUGUAGUGAAUAUAAUCAGCGCAAAUUACGGUCGCUCAACGAAAACUAUUUGUGAGGCUUUCGAAUUGGCUACUGACAAAUGUUCCCACCCAAAAGGCUUGGAGGUUGUGCGCACUAGAUGCACUGAUAAGCAGAGCUGCACCAUACCGGUUGUGAACGAUACUUUUGGCACCAAUCCAUGUUCGGGUACGGUUAAAUAUCUGGAUGUGAUGUACGAGUGCAUUCCAAAAAAGUAAAAAUUUAGGCUGAUGUUGGGACACGGUACACUGUACUGCAACAGUUUCGCUUUCUUUUCAAUAAAUACAGCACAUUCUUACAAA
This is a messenger RNA of Bradysia coprophila, 1159 nucleotides long. Its product is annotated as L-rhamnose-binding lectin CSL3-like. Lineage: Eukaryota; Metazoa; Arthropoda; Insecta; Diptera; Sciaridae. Gene Ontology annotation, molecular function: carbohydrate binding. The record is from RefSeq and is a predicted model, not a curated record.